UAAGGUAAGUUUUUACCAGUGAUCAGAUAUUCUGGUAACAACCAUCGACUUACUGCGCCUAUCGAUAUUGUGACUGUUAUCUUGCUCUAUAUUAUGAACAGCUUUAGUUCGAGUGUACUUGGGCACUUUUGACCACAGUUGUUCAGUGACUCAGACGUGCAUGUGACAGGUAGGCUCAAUAAAUCUUCCCCCCCCCCCCCCACCCCACUCAAAGCAGCGCAGGGACUGAAGUGAGUGUGCCAAUAAUAACGAGCUAAAGUGUCAGGGCGGCUCUUCUCUAAGAACCAGUGAUCACUUGUGGCUGGGCUGACGGGAGAGCCCGCGAACUCUUCGCAAGGGCAAAGCGAGCAGGAGUUCAGCCCCGCGUGGAGCAUCCCAGAGGCUUCCGUGAGACGGACUUCCCCGGUGCCCGGUGAGUUCCUGCGAGCCAGUGACGUGCACGGAGCCACUGCAACUCGCCUGCAAAAUCACAGCGGGCUGACUGAGGUGGGGAGCGAGCACCAAGCUGCAGGAAAAUGUAUUGUCUGGGAUUUGGGAAUGACAGAAGCGGCUGCAAGGGACAUUGAGCGGCGAACACCAUGGACACAGCAGAGGUGAUCCUAUCGCUCUUCCUGGGAAUUCUGAUGGUCGUGUCGUUGCUGUCCAAUGUCCUGGUGCUGAUCUGCUUUCUGUCCAGUGCUGAAAUCCGGAAACAGGUCCCUGGGAUGUUCAUCAUUAAUUUGACUCUCAGUAACUUGUUGACGACUGUGCUGAACAUGCCGUUGACUUUAGUGGGGAUCAUCAAUAAGGAGCAGCCGGGAGCUGACUCCGUCUGCCGACUGGUCGGCUUUUUGGAGACUUUUCUGGUAACCAACUCCAUGCUAAGCAUGGCUGCUCUCAGUACGGAUCGAUGGAUUGCGGUGGUUUUCCCUUUAAGUUACAAUUCCAAGAUGCGUUACAAGGACGCUGCCAUCAUGCUGGGUUACACGUGGUUUCACUCUCUGUCCUUUCCUAUUGUGGCAAUCUGUUUAUCCUGGGUCGGAUACAGCCACCUAUACGCCUCCUGCACUCUCUGCCAGACCCGAACUGACGAUCAGACCCAAUUUGUGGUUUUUACGGUAGUUUUUCACGCCCUCAGUUUUCUCCUUUCGUUAAUAGUGCUAUGUUUCACCUAUCUGAAAGUGCUGAAAGUGGCGCGAUUUCACUGCAAGCGGAUAGAUGUAAUCACCAUGCAAACGCUAGUGUUACUGGUGGACAUUCAUCCAAGUGUAAGACAACGCUGCCUGGAAGAACAGAAACGGCGAAGACAGAGAGCAACAAAGAAGAUCAGUACUUUCAUCGGUACCUUUAUACUCUGCUUUGCACCUUAUGUCAUUACGAGGCUGGUGGAAUUGGCUGUGUCAACACCAAUCAAUCCAUACUGGGGAAUUCUUUCCAAAUGUUUGGCUUAUGGCAAGGCUGUUUCAGACCCCUUUGUAUACUCUCUGCUGCGUCAUCAAUACAAGAAGACAUGGAUGGACAUUAUUAAUAGACUGCUUAAACGAAGCUCUUUAAACUCCUCGGCACUAACAGGUGAAACACCAAACAGCAAUUUUGUACAAACAACUGAAUGAAAUAAACUUUGCAAACAAAGUUUGACAGAUAUGUGCAUUUGGGAUUUUUAUUGGAAUAUGUGCCCGAUGGAAUUUUUGACUUUAUUCUGCUUUCUACUACUUUAGACAAUUAUUUUCGUUAAUGUUUAAAGGAAAAUUCUCACAGCUCACCUUUACACUUUUGUAACUAUGAUUGAUAUUUGGUUCUUUUCUCAGGUGGACGUGGAUGAUUAGUGAGCACUUUCAGUGAGGUCCUGUAAAUUCACAAGUAAAGUCACCUUGUAAUUUCUGUGGGAAGGUGUAGAAUUGCCGGAACUGAAAAUAACACGAGCUGAAACACAUUAAUUGCAGGAUAAUCAUUAAUUGUCAACCAAUUGAGGGGCAACAUUUUGAAUUCAAUCUCAACUAAUUCUGAUAUCAAUAACCAUCACUGAUUGUGUCUCUUUUUUUAAUUCAAAGCUGUAUCCAUUUGAGUCAUCAAAUGCAAAUAACAUGGAGAACUAUUAUUAGAGAAAUAAAAAAAAUAGAGAAUGCUAGAAAUGUGGGCUUACCAGCAUUUUUGGACAUAGAAAAGAUUAACAUUUAAAGUCAAUGACCUUUCUCCACAGAUACUGCCAGACCCACUAAGUAUUUCCAGCAUUUUCUGUUUUUAUUUCAGAUGUCCAGCAACAGCAGUAUUUUGAUUUUCUAAUAUUAGAAAAUAUUAGUAUUAGAGAUAAUAAUAUCAGGGAAUAACUUCCUUUGAUCUUAUUAUCUCAGCAACGAACACCAGUCUUUAUUGAUAUUAUCACCAAGUUUUUAUCUUUCUUAGCAUCUUUAUCCAUUUUUAAUAAACCCUAUUAAUAUUGUUUUCUAUCAUAGGCACUGUUGAAUAUUUUCAGGUAUCUCAUGAAAGGAGAUGGUGAAUA
Messenger RNA from Chiloscyllium plagiosum (whitespotted bambooshark), 2479 nucleotides. RefSeq names its product G protein-coupled receptor 26 (gene gpr26). Gene Ontology annotation, biological process: adenylate cyclase-activating G protein-coupled receptor signaling pathway. Gene Ontology annotation, cellular component: membrane. NCBI's taxonomy places the organism in Eukaryota, Metazoa, Chordata, Chondrichthyes, Orectolobiformes, Hemiscylliidae. Gene Ontology annotation, molecular function: G protein-coupled receptor activity. The record is from RefSeq and is a predicted model, not a curated record.